Ustilago hordei is the source of this 1950-nucleotide messenger RNA. RefSeq lists its product as uncharacterized. The transcript has a single exon. Bases 1 to 1950 code for a protein of 649 amino acids. NCBI's taxonomy places the organism in Eukaryota, Fungi, Basidiomycota, Ustilaginomycetes, Ustilaginales, Ustilaginaceae. The record is from RefSeq and is a predicted model, not a curated record.
AUGCCGCUGAGAAACGAUUCAGACAAUCCAGACAUCUGGGCAAGCUCAGAAGGAGGCAUCGUCAGGUUCCCCGCCUUUGUCCGCCUCCCCGCCUCUGCACGUCCCGACAACAGACGCCUUCUCCUUCCCAACGACAACGACUCUGUUAAAAACAUCACCCUCUCGGCUCGUCUACCUCCGCACUAUGUCGAAUCUUCUCGUCUCGCAUCCUUCCGCCAGCAGAUCGCCGCUCGAUGGAGCAUUUCAGAAGAACGUAUUCGCGCGCUCACCGUCAACCUCGACGGCAAACGAGUCUUGAUCGAAGACAAUGACGAUUGGGAGGAUUGGGUUGCAACGUACUUUUUCCAUCCGACACACCCGCCUUCUUCCUCAAGCUCGUACGCUAGCUCGAUCAGCAGGCAGCAGGAAGAUUCUCGUGCGAAGAAGGAGUUCCGUAUCAAGCCUGUCCACAUCAAUAUCAUGGUGGAAUCACCCCCGGCUUAUGCCGAAGCUGGAGCUGAAAGCAGGUCCACUCAGACGAACGAUCAAGUUGCCCCACCCAUGGUUGACGAUCUAAUCGCGCGCAUGAGAAGCCUUACUGAUGACCUCCGAACCUACUUGGAGGCCCAGCGUGCUUCGAAUCCUGCUGCUUCGACGACGCAGCGGCCCGAUCAGCCACGAACACAGAUACACCAGCCACAACGUGAAGCGCCCGCGCCCCAAGCGCAACCAGUCGUCAGCGAAGAAACCUGGCAUCCUCUUCCGAUUCAGCCUACACUUCCCAAUGCCAGCGACGUGGUCGGCUCAGUCUUACAAGCUAUUCAGCCUCAGCUUCGAGACGCCAUGCCCCUGCUCUCCGGCCUGCUGUCCUCCUUGCCCGCUCAGCUGGCCAAUCCUACUAGAUCCACGGCUUUGUCACAGCAGACAUUCACAGCCACACCAGCGCAGCGACCUGCACCUCCCGCUGCAACCACUGCCACUCCAGGCGCUGAUACAGUCACCACCGCUAGCAACGGAACAAAUGAUGCAGUUCCGCAACAGAGGCAAUCGCUCAUCGAGGGACUGUUUAAUGAGAUUUCGCGUGUUCGUUCGCAGCGAUCGGCAUCGGAACAACCGCGAGCUCAGGGCGCCAACACAACAAGUGAAGAGGUGGAAGGUGAAAUGAGCACAGUAUUGAGCCAGGCGUUUGCUGAGAUGCUUGCUCGUCAGCGAUCCGCCCCCGCCCCCGCCACUGCCACUUCUGCUGCUGCGGCUGUCCCACAGGGAGAAGGACAUGUCAAUGAAGUUGCAGAGGCGGAAGAGCUGGAUGAGGAGGAGGAGGCUGAAGAGUCGAUCACUGUUGUUUCUACCCCUUCCACCAGCUCUCGUCGCUCCUCCCGCUCUCGCUCCCGAUCUCCCCCUCCAGCAGCCAACCGCAGCAUCUUCGCAACAACAACCCUAUUCUUAACCCUAUUCACUUUCAUCCUCUCACUGGUCACUCCCACCUUCGCCUCCCCAUCCCCCCUCACGACCUCCCUCAACCCCCGUUCCCUCACUAACCCCCUCAACCCCAACCCUCUCACCCCACGCGCUAACUCCCGCAACCUCCACCUCUGCAAAUGUACGUGUUUCCAAAUCAACUCCACUCUCGUUCCACUCUAUUCCCCCUCCAAUCCAGCUAAACCUUGCGCCACAUGCACGCGGCAGUUCUGUCUCGAUCAGGGCCUAGAGAUCUGCAAAGGGGCCAAAUUGGAGCAUACGGAUCACGACACGGGGACGGGGUUAGAAGGUGAUGUUUGGGCGAAAUGUUUCGAGAGGGAUAGCCGGAAAGAUCAGAAUAUUAUUACAUUGUAUUUGUUGGUUGUAGUGGGGUUGGUUGCGUUUGCUGCGUUUAGGGGGAGAGUUGAAGGGUGGGUAAGGAGGUACGAGGAAUUAGGUCCGAGAGGGUUGUAUAGCGCUGUUAGGGAUGCGCCUUGGCGUAGAGGCAGGUGA